This is a messenger RNA of Salmo salar (Atlantic salmon), 2348 nucleotides long. Its product is annotated as hepatic and glial cell adhesion molecule. NCBI's taxonomy places the organism in Eukaryota, Metazoa, Chordata, Actinopteri, Salmoniformes, Salmonidae. The record is from RefSeq and is a predicted model, not a curated record.
GUCCCCACGAGGGCAGAUUUUCUUUGUUUUCGAUACUUGUGGGGACUUUUGGGGAUUCUAGGUCCCCACAAGGAUAGAAGAACCAACCCACACACACACACAUCACUCUGUCUUGCCUGCUGGUGCGUUGCUUUGUUGUGCAGUGCACCCAGUCCUAGUGGAGCCCUGCCUUGGAGGAAUGACUGUGCGCUCUCUGGGGGACGUGGCCAGAGUGGACAAAUCAUGCUGAAUGUCUGGGACAGAAACGGAGUGCUAAACCCAAGAUGAAGGCAGAGAGAGAGGCUCUCUCAAAAGCCAUAGCCGCUCCUCAACUUUUGCUGCUCUGGUGUCUCCUUGUUUUGUCCCAGUCAGGAAGUGUCGAGGGGGUCAACAUCACCAGCCCUGGCUCCCUGAUCCGGGGCACGUUGGGUGGGGAGGCACUCCUCUCCGUCCGCUACAGCAGCUCCAGCCCCGACGCGCCUGUCAUCAAGUGGCAGCUGAAGAGGGACGACAAGCCUGUCACCGUGGUCCAGUCCAUUGGCACCGAGAUCAUUGGGAACCUGAGGCCAGAGUACCGGGACCGCAUCCUGGUGUUUGAGAAUGGCACCCUCCUGCUCCACAACCUCAAGCUCUCGGACGAGGGCACCUACGAAGUGGAGAUUUCAAUCACGGAUGAUACAUUCACUGGAGAAGGGAGUAUCGACCUAACUGUGGAUGAGCCCAUAUCCAGGCCUUAUGUCCACAUGGAGGCCUCCUCAGUGCUGGAGCUCAGCGAGCACUUUACCCUCAACUGCUCCCACGACAAUGGAACGAAUGCCAAGUACAGCUGGCAGAAAGGCGGUAAACCGCUGACCAAUGAGACGCGCCUACAGUUGUCACCUGACCAGAAGCUCUUGACAAUCGUGCGGGUGCUGAUGGUGGAUGAUGACAUCUACGGCUGUGUGGUGGAGAACCCUAUUGGCAGCAUGAAGAGCCUGCCCAUUAAACUCACUAUCUACAGGAGGAGUUCCCUCUACAUAAUUCUCUCCACCGGGGGUAUUUUUCUCCUCAUCACCUUGGUUACAGUAUGCGCCUGCUGGGGGCCAUCCAAGAAAGAACGUCAGAAACGGCAAAUGAAGCCCAGAGGUUUGGCAGGGCUGCCAAGGCAUUUAAUAGAACACCCUGAUUAUUCCCAAAUCAAUCAUGCAGUUAGAGUUUUACCAAAACUUAUGACUGAACAUGAACGUAAGAAUCCAGUGGCACUCUACAUCCUCAAAAAGGAUUCCCCUCAGGAAGACCAUGACUCAACCGGCAACAUAGGCCUGGGCCUCCCCUCUGUACCACCUAGAAGCCCUCCCAGCUACAGCAGCUCCCUGCCCCCCUCCUCACACUCCCCUGACCCCCCUGCCCGCUCUUCUCGCACGUACCCCCGCACCCCAGUCAGCUCCCCCCCUUCACAUCACAACAACAAGGUGCAGAGCAAAACCUCCACCCCCUCCCCGCCCCGCACUCGAAGCUCCAGGCGCAUGUUCCGCACCCCAGUGGGCAUACUGCCUGCCCCUCAGCUGGAAGAGCCCACCCCCAUACUGGAGAGCAACGGCACCACUCAGCCCUGAUUGUCUAUAUGCAAGUCCUGGAGAGAUGCAGCGUGUGCAGGCUUUUGUUUCAGCCCAGCACUUACACAUCUGGCCUAAAUUUAAGACCAUGAUUAAUUGAAACAGGAUCGUAUUCAUUAGGCACCAAAGGGAACAAACUGGACAUUCAUUUUCUUUCUUCAUUGCAAAAUGGUUUAAAACAGUUUAUUUUCAGUGCCCUAAUGAAUAUGACCCUGGUGUGUUGAAGCUGGGCCAGGGAAAAAAGCUUCCACACACUGUGGCCCCUGUGGUCCAUGCCUUAGAGCUGCAGAGAGAUGUGUAUAUUUCUGUAUAUUCACAUGGUGACUGUAUGUAUGUAAAUAUGUUUUUAUGACGUGAUAGUGCAGUAAUGUUUGUCUCAGAACCCAACGCAGCACUUUAAUAUUCUCUCCUCAAUGGGUUUGUAAAUACACUGUCAUCCUCCACAACUGUAUGGGUCAGUUUAGUUUUUAAGUUCUCACACGUUAGCCAAUUUGUUUAUGUUACAUUUCAUUAUGUCCCAUUCUUAAGACCUAAACUGUACAAUGUAUAAAACCUCUCUUUUUAAGAAUCCAGUUUCUUGUUAGUACAUUUUGUAUGGUGUGGAUGUUUAUAAUUGAACUACUAAUUGUCUGUGUUCUUGGUAUCAUAGUUGAAUAAUCAUUCAAUAUUUGUUUUCCUUUGUCUAGAUUCAUAGAAUUGUUAAGAAAAUCGGAUGCAUUGUACAUAUCAUUGUACAUAUCAGUAGAGAUGUUCAAUAAAGCUAUGAGGAAGAAA